AGGGAAAGUAUCAGGCGAUUUCAGUUUUGAAAUCCGAGAGGCUAGGAAUUUUGUCUAUAAAAGGGCAGCUUCCCCUGCUUUGAUCACCAUCAGCAAGCAUCAAGCACAGCAACCAGCAACACAAUCAAACAGAACCAACCACUUUCCAAAACUUCAAACAAUCUUUCAAAAUGCAACUCACCAGCGUCUUCACCUUCAUUGCUCUGGCCAUCGCUGGCGUCUCAGCCAUGCCUGGCAACAGCCACCCACCCCCAAAGCCACCCCCACCUCCCCCAUCUCCUCCUGUGAUCAAUCAUCAAGUCAACUACUGCUCCUCGGGAGACCCUUACUGCUGCGCCCCGUCGAGCACGGAUGGCAGCAAGUCAGGCACCACCUGUGUUAAGUCCACCACGCAAUGCAACUCCGUUUCCAUCUGCUGCAACAACGCUGCUACUGGUGGAUCCAACGCCGCCCAGUCCUGCACCUCCACCAGCUCUCUCCUGCAGCCCGUCAUCUUCAUCUAAGCGGCUACUGCUUCUGGCAUCGCUGUUCAUCCUCUUCGUUUGACAGCCACUUGCUGCAGUCUUGAGUGCUCCCGUAAUCCU
Molecule: messenger RNA, 584 nt
Organism: Hyaloscypha bicolor E
Lineage: Eukaryota; Fungi; Ascomycota; Leotiomycetes; Helotiales; Hyaloscyphaceae
Exons: 3
Coding region: 171-503 (110 amino acids)
Source: RefSeq, a predicted model, not a curated record